Molecule: messenger RNA, 381 nt
Organism: Didymodactylos carnosus
Lineage: Eukaryota; Metazoa; Rotifera; Eurotatoria; Philodinida; Philodinidae
Source: the annotation of a GenBank genome assembly
AUGCAAGACGAUACACCAGAGAAUGACGUUGCUGUUCCUGCUCGACGAUGGAGACCGGGUAAUGCUGAAUGUCCAAUAUAUUUACAAAAUGUAAUUGAUAAAUUGUUAUUCGAAUUGUGCGGAAGUGUCAACAAUGGUUGGAAUUCUAUUAUUAACGAUAUUGUAUCGGAUAAUACGGAUCUAGAUUAUGCGUUACUAAUGGGUUUACAAAACAUUAUUUCAUCUAUUGAAUAUCCGGCAUACCUUAAUGGUAGUGAACUUGAUGGUAAAUGGAAAUUUGUUAAAGAAGAUUUGUAUCGUAUUCUAAGUAUAUUAAGUAACAAUGGAACAUCAGCUCUGAAAUUUGGUGAUAUUAAAAACUAUAUACCAUGCUUUCUGUGA